Parastagonospora nodorum SN15 is the source of this 1059-nucleotide messenger RNA. RefSeq lists its product as hypothetical. The record is from RefSeq and is a predicted model, not a curated record. Gene Ontology annotation, biological process: translational initiation. Gene Ontology annotation, molecular function: translation initiation factor activity; guanyl-nucleotide exchange factor activity. The transcript is spliced from 2 exons. Gene Ontology annotation, cellular component: eukaryotic translation initiation factor 2B complex. Lineage: Eukaryota; Fungi; Ascomycota; Dothideomycetes; Pleosporales; Phaeosphaeriaceae. The coding region runs from base 1 to 1059 and encodes 352 amino acids.
AUGAGCGCUGCAACCGAGACCAAACCUCUGCCGGAGUUCGACAUUGUCGCGACCUACCGCCGAAUCCUCAAAGAUGACCCCGAGCUGACCAUGCCGGUUGCCGCCAUUGAGGCCCUUGUCGAAGCGAUUGCGCAGAGCUCCGUGUCGACCGUCGCCGAAACACUUGCAUUGCUAGAGCGUCAUACUGCUGCCCUGAAGGCCUCGAUCGCAAACCCAAUCUCUCUCUCCGCCGGUACCGACCUGUUCCAGCGAUACCUCAUCACAACCCUCAACCGCCCCGCGAGCCUGAACCUGGGCCCCGACGAUGACUUCCGCGCAAUUCGCAACCACCUGCUGUCCAACGGCAAGCUCUUCGUGGAGCGCGCCAAGCAGAGCAGAGAGAAGAUUGCGAGCUUCGGCAAGCAUUUCAUCCGCGACGGGGCUACUGUCCUCACGAAUGGUGGAUCGCGAGUCGUGGGCGCGUUGCUGAGGAGGGCCGCCGAGUCGAGCACCAUCCGCUUCAGGGUCGUCUACGUACUGCCGCCCCAAGGCUCCUCCGAUCUGAAAGAGGGCCACCAGACCGUUGCCGACCUCCGCGCCAACAACAUCCCCGUCGCAGCCAUCCAGGACUCGGCUGUCGCAUACUCGUUGGGCAAGGUCGACAUGGUCAUCGUGGGAGCCGAGGGAGUCGUAGAAAACGGCGGCAUCAUCUCGCGCAUGGGCACGUACCAGAUGGGCAUACUGGCCAAGAGCAAGGGAAAGCCAUUCUACGUCGUUGCCGAGAGUCACAAGUUUGUGCGCCUGUAUCCCCUCAGCCAAUUUGACCUGCCCAUCGAGCAAAAGGUCCUUGAUUUCAAGACCGACGAGCAAGCUAGCAAAGAUGCUGCCAAGGAUGCGGAGCAGAAGAACCCAUUCGACGAGGCCAUUGCCGACAUGGACUCCAAAUAUCAGGACUGGGGAUCAAAACCCCAUGAUGCUGUCGACUUUACCCCUCCCGACCUGAUCUCUGGUAUCAUCACCGAGUCUGGUGUCCUCACACCGUCCGCUGUCUCGGAAGAGCUGAUCAAGAUAUGGUUCUGA